GAUAAAGGUGCUCAGAGAUGUCCUAUCCGUACUCGGACCCACGCACCUUCCUGUCCAGAUCACCUGCUCCUGUCAGGAAAAUCAAUCAUUUCUUACUUCAAUUUAAAGAAAACGAGGAUUAGAACAAUAUGGACACUUGGAUCCAUGCGUAAAAAGGCGCACUGGUUUGGCUCCUGGAUUAUAUUACAUGCUUCGUUUUGGGACUGAGCUGUUCCAUUAGACCACGUGUCUGAGUGAACCUGGAUUCAGCAAUGACUGAUGGCUGCCAUCGCCUGCAUCUUCCCCAUUUUCAUGACGGACAGUGACAAAAGGGAUCCUCACCAAUGCUGAGCUUUGGAGGAGGAGGCGGGGGAGGAGGAGACAAGCUUGCAUGCCUUAACUCUGAUUUAACACCAGUUUUUGUGACAGUCGCAGUGAAUUUGCCCUGAGAUGCCUCCCAGCUGUGAAGAUGAUGACAGAAGGAACCAUCUCUGCGCUCCUCACUGGUGAAGUUGUUGGACCUAAAGGGCAAAAUGGUUUUCCACCACUUGUUCUUCUGGGUUGUAUUUCUGACUCAGUCAGUUCUGUGUCAAGUUAAGACCCACUCACACGCUGAAGAUGAGCUCUUCAAGACGUUGUUUUCUGGUUACAACAAGUGGUCCAGACCGGUUCCGAACAUCUCUGAUGUCGUCAUUGUCAAGUUUGGACUGUCCAUAGCACAGCUCAUUGAUGUGGAUGAAAAGAACCAAAUGAUGACAACUAACGUGUGGCUUAAACAGGAGUGGAAUGACUACAAGCUUCGCUGGAGACCAUCUGACUAUGAUAACGUGACAUCCAUCAGAGUUCCAUCGGAGCUCAUCUGGGUCCCAGACAUCGUCCUUUAUAACAAUGCUGACGGUGAAUUCGCUGUGACUCACAUGACCAAAGCCCACCUGUUCUACACAGGUAAAGUGCGCUGGGUCCCUCCUGCCAUUUACAAGAGCUCCUGCAGCAUCGACGUCACCUUCUUCCCCUUCGAUCAGCAGAAUUGCAAAAUGAAAUUCGGCUCCUGGACUUACGACAAGGCCAAGAUUGACCUGGAGCAGAUUGAAAACAACGUGGACUUGAACAACUACUGGGAGAGCGGCGAGUGGGCCAUCAUCAACGCCGUGGGGACGUACAACACGAAGAAAUACGACUGCUGCCACGAGAUCUACCCAGACAUCACCUACUUCUUCAUCAUUCGAAGGCUCCCUUUGUUUUACACCAUCAACCUCAUCAUCCCUUGCUUGUUGAUCUCCUGCCUGACUGUUCUGGUUUUCUACCUGCCCUCAGACUGCGGCGAGAAGAUCACUCUUUGUAUUUCCGUGCUCUUGUCCCUCACCGUCUUCCUCCUGCUCAUCACAGAAAUCAUACCGUCCACAUCCCUCGUCAUACCUCUCAUCGGAGAGUACCUCCUCUUCACUAUGAUUUUUGUCACUCUGUCCAUCGUCAUCACUGUGUUUGUGUUAAACGUGCAUCAUCGCUCCCCCAGCACUCAUAAGAUGCCCCGAUGGGUCCACUCUGUGUUCCUGGACUUGAUCCCGCGCUGGCUGUUCAUGCGCCGGCCUGCGCCUGAUGGACGACGCUGCAGGCUGCUGCUGCUGCAGCAGGAAGCUGCGGAGGAACGGCGGCAGAUCCGAGCAGCUGGGCACAAAUCUGCAAACUGCAUCAGCACCUCCUCGACCUGGUUUAGAGAUGGGAACAGAUUGGAAAACCCAGAGCGUAGCUGCUAUGAGGAUUUAGAGUUGGGAACUUUGACAACAUACUUUUCCUUCCGUCCCCCCUCACCAAGACCCCCAGGGUCGACUCCUCCAUCACAGCUAAAUCAAACUCAGAAGCAGCAAGAGGGAGCCAACAGACAGUCGGGUGGAAGCAGGUUUAAUUCCACUCAGCGCCGCGCUAAAGGUGACAACUUGGUGUCGGACUUCAAGCUGUCACCGAGUGUGAUGCGGGCGCUAGAGGGGGUCCACUACAUCGCAGAUCACCUGAGAGCCGAGGAUGCAGAUUUUAGUGUGAAGGAAGACUGGAAGUAUGUUGCCAUGGUGAUUGACCGCAUCUUCCUAUGGAUGUUCAUCAUAGUGUGCCUGCUUGGGACUAUAGGCCUCUUUCUGCCCCCAUGGCUGGCUGGCAUGAUUUGAACUCUGUGCGAAAGUGUUUAAAACAUGUAGCUGAAACGUCCACACCGGGAACGUGUUUGGAUAAAGCUGUACCACCUCCGUGGCCUAAAGAGUCUAUAAAACACAUCACCACCUACAAAACUACCGAUGAUGAAGACGUGUAUCCCACAACAACUUUUUAAAGUUCAUUUUCAGGUGUUUGUUUUAUGUAGCGCUAAGAUUUCACAUGUACUCACACGAGAUGUUACGGAGGUGGUGGUUGUCCUGAAUGCUAAUGUUAGCAUGUUAGCAUUCAUAAAGGAAUUAUGUGUGCUGCUGUUUGAAAAUCAGAACAAUGAUUUUGUUCAUAUUGUCCCUAAAACCUGUUCGUAAAGCAUGCGAGUUGGAGUGGUACCCGUCUAGGACUAAAUUCAGUAGCUGACCAAGUUCUGGGACCAAAAUAAUGUAAGAAUGUCAUUAAUGUUGUCAUAAAUGUUGUCAUCAGACCUUCUCGUGUGUUGUUUAAAUUGUUGCUCUAAAAUGUCAAAGACAGUUAAAAUUGGAUCAAAUGUCACUAAAAAUUACAGAAAUUGUUGUUACAAAACACCAAAACUAUUAAACAAUAUGCAAUGUACACCUGAUCUGACAGUACUUGUUGAACAAUUUUCAUACAUGUUUUAUAAGACCAGGUGAUGUAAUCAUACUGAGGUCAUUUUGCUUUUCCUGUUUUUUCCCCCUCCUCACAAAUGUAACUUAAAAUAAUCUAAAUAAUAUUUUAUUUACUGGUAACGAGGGCAGCUGAAUUCCUCGUGAAGUCAUUCAUAAACUCAGGAUUGUUUGGUGUACACUGUAAUAAAUUAAUUGUUGAGUUAACUUCACCAAAUGAUGUCAACUAAGCUUAGUUGCUUAAAUAUAAAGAGUAAUGUGCAUUUUAAUAGGUUAUGUUGAAAGUAAAUGUACAUUACUCUUUACAUUUAGUGGAACCAGUUGACAUAUUCUGGUUAAGUAAAUUACACACUGAGUUUUUUACAGUGUAGCUAAACAACUCAGCUUUAAUUCAGUCAAAAACCAACUGACCAUUUUCUUCUGUUGUAGUUCAGCUUCUUGUUAUUAAGAAAUGUCCUGAUAAUAAGGAUGUGAGCACUGGAGUUGAAUCUGAAUACAGUAAGAAAGGUGUCCGACAUAUUGAUUUAUUUAUUUAAUGCAAUGCUGCCAAAAUUACAUUCAUUUUUGAAUGAAUAUACAACGUAAUAAACAUAUUCAUGGAAAAA
Nothobranchius furzeri (turquoise killifish) is the source of this 3367-nucleotide messenger RNA. It is a transcript of the gene chrna2b, whose product is annotated as cholinergic receptor, nicotinic, alpha 2b (neuronal). Gene Ontology annotation, molecular function: acetylcholine-gated monoatomic cation-selective channel activity; acetylcholine receptor activity. Lineage: Eukaryota; Metazoa; Chordata; Actinopteri; Cyprinodontiformes; Nothobranchiidae. The record is from RefSeq and is a predicted model, not a curated record. Gene Ontology annotation, biological process: nervous system process; response to nicotine; regulation of membrane potential. Gene Ontology annotation, cellular component: postsynaptic membrane; neuron projection; plasma membrane.